Molecule: messenger RNA, 2755 nt
Organism: Neurospora hispaniola
Lineage: Eukaryota; Fungi; Ascomycota; Sordariomycetes; Sordariales; Sordariaceae
Product: Cullin
Exons: 6
Coding region: 249-2579 (776 amino acids)
Biological process (GO): protein ubiquitination; SCF-dependent proteasomal ubiquitin-dependent protein catabolic process
Cellular component (GO): SCF ubiquitin ligase complex
Molecular function (GO): ubiquitin protein ligase binding; protein-macromolecule adaptor activity
Source: RefSeq, a predicted model, not a curated record
AGACAAAACACGCUUCCAGCCUCAAGAACGACCGGUCGCCCAGAUCAAACUCGUUCUUGCCCCCCCGACAGUCUCUGGACGAACACACGCGACCCAACACGACCUGGUCAGCUUGGGUUUUCUGACGGAUUACGCCCCUCGUCCACCACCACUUGUCAGCCGGCAUAUUGUUCCCAACAUCGCAUUCUUUCUUUGAUUCCCGGCGCACGAUCGCUCUUCAAACGAACACACACAUAGACACAACAAACAUGCCUCCGGCAACCAUGAUGACGGGGGCGUACGGGCAGCAGCCUUCUGGCAGUGAUGGUAUCGACAGCACUUGGCCAUACUUGCAGUCUAGUAUUAACAAGAUCAUGACCAACCUCCAAGAAGGGCUCGACAUGAGUAGUUACAUGGGAAUCUACACGGCGGUGCACAACUUCUGCACAUCGCAGAAGGCUAACGGCGGUAGCAGCAGUCCGAGUAAUCACCUUCCGGGAAUCGGGACCCAGAGAGGGGCCCAUCUGCUUGGUGAGGACUUGUAUAAGAAGCUGGCCAACUACCUGACAGACCACCUUAAGCACCUGGUCUCUGAAGCGGAGGCUCACAAGGACGAGGCCUUGUUGGCCUUUUACAUUCGCGAAUGGCAACGCUACACCAACGCCGCAAAGUAUAUCCACCAUCUUUUCAAGUACCUGAACCGACACUGGGUUAAGCGCGAGAUGGACGAAGGGAAAAAGAACAUCUACGACGUUUACACGCUCCACCUUGUUCAGUGGCGUGACGUGUUGUUCCAAGCCGUCUCCAAGAAAGUUAUGGACGCCGUUCUCAAGCUAGUGGAAAGGCAACGCCUCGGUGAAACCAUCGAGUACACCCAGAUCAAACAGGUGGUCGAUAGCUUCGUCUCACUCGGCAUGGACGAGGGUGACAACACCAAGACGACGCUGGAAGUGUACAGGUACCACUUCGAAAGACCAUUCCUGGAGGCGACCAAGGUCUUUUACCAAAACGAAAGCAAACAGUUUGUGGCCGAGAACAGCGUUGUCGAGUACAUGAAGAAGGCCGAGGCUCGCCUGGCUGAGGAGGAGGAGCGCGUACGCAUGUAUCUUCAUCCAGAUAUUGCCCUACAUCUGAAGAAGACUUGCAACCAGGCCCUCAUCGCGGAGCACUCUACCCUGUUGCGUGACGAGUUCCAGGCCCUGCUGGACAACAACCGAGAGGACGACAUGAGACGGAUGUAUAGCCUCUUGUCUCGCAUUCCCGACGGUCUGGAGCCUCUGCGGACUCGUUUCGAGGCCCAUGUUCGCAAGGCUGGUUUGGCGGCUGUUGCCAAGGUGGCUGCAGACGCCGACAAGCUGGAGCCCAAGGUCUACGUCGACGCUCUGCUUGAGAUCCACACUCAGUACCAGGGGCUAGUUGAGCGCGCUUUCAACAAGGAGCCUGACUUCACGAGAUCUCUAGACAACGCCUGCAAGGAAUUCGUGAACAGGAACGAGGUCUGCAAAUCGGGCUCCAACAAGUCACCGGAACUGCUGGCCAAGUACACGGACGUGCUUCUCCGCAAGAGCAGCACCGGCGUGGAGGAGGCGGAGCUGGAGAACACGCUGACGCAUAUUAUGACUGUGUUCAAGUACAUCCAGGACAAGGACGUGUUUCAGAAGUUCUACUCACGCAUGCUGGCGCGCCGCCUCGUGCACAGCAACUCCAACUCGGACGACGCCGAGACCUCGAUGAUUUCCAAGCUCAAGGAGGCCUGCGGCUUCGAAUACACCAACAAGUUGCAACGCAUGUUCCAGGACAUGCAGAUCUCCAAGGACCUCAACACAGGCUUCAAGGAGCACGUUGCCUCCCUCAACAUGGACAGCAAGCCGCUCGACUCGACGUACUCUAUCCUCGGCACCGGUUUCUGGCCGCUCGUCCCGCCAAACACCAGCUUUGUUGCGCCCGCCGAGAUCUCGGCUGACUGCGAUCGGUUCACCCGCUUCUACAAGAACAAGCACGAAGGCCGCAAGCUCACUUGGCUGUGGCAGCUGUGCAAGGGCGACAUCAAGGCGAAUUAUAUGAAGGGCGCUAAGAUGCCCUAUAUCUUUAGCGUGUCGGCGUACCAGAUGGCCAUUUUACUGCUUUUCAACGAGAAGGACCAGUACACGUUCGAGGAGCUUGCGAGCAUCACUCAACUCAACGCGGAUGUGCUUGAAGGCGCCUUAGGCAUAUUGGUCAAGGCCAAGGUUCUUACCGCGGAGGGUGGAGAAGGUGGCAAGAUUGGGCCGGGAGCGACGUUUUCGCUCAACUACGACUUCAAGAACAAGAAGUAUCGCAUCAAUUUGAAUGUGGGCAUGAAGAGUGAGACCAAGCAGGAGGAGGCGGAGACGAACAAGACGAUUGAGGAGGAUCGCAAGUUGUUGUUGCAGUCCGCUAUCGUCCGUAUCAUGAAGGCGCGCAAGAAGAUGAAGCACCAGCAGCUUGUCUCGGAAACCAUCAACCAGAUCAAGGCCCGAUUCAUGCCCAAGAUUGGCGACAUCAAGAAGUGCAUUGAGAUCUUGCUUGAUAAAGAGUACCUGGAGCGGUUGGAGGAUGAUGAGCUUGGGUAUCUUGCCUGAGUGUUUCUGGUGCUGUUGGUAGGACUAACCACGAACACAAUAACGUGGGAGUCUGGGUACUGAAGCGGUUAUCAUCAGGAGAAUCCACGUGCGGGGUAAACAAAUCAACAAUGAACAAGCGGAAAAAGUACGAAUUAACUAGCCUCGAUAGAAUUCACACAUAUCGGUAUUGAACA